Molecule: messenger RNA, 1578 nt
Organism: Fusarium poae
Lineage: Eukaryota; Fungi; Ascomycota; Sordariomycetes; Hypocreales; Nectriaceae
Exons: 6
Coding region: 1-1578 (525 amino acids)
Biological process (GO): transmembrane transport
Molecular function (GO): transmembrane transporter activity
Source: RefSeq, a predicted model, not a curated record
AUGACAUACGAAGCAAACAAAAUUCUACUUGACUGCUGUGGACUCUCGCAUAUUGAAGACGUUAUUGUUAAUCAGCAGGAUUCAAAUCGCCACAAGAAAUCCUUACCCAUAUCAGCAGCAGCUUGCCAGCUUUUCAUUACGAAACUCAACAUACGACUCGGUGUCAUGGAAAAGCUCUACUGUGACGUAUCUGCCGGGCCCAUAUACGAGGCAGCUAUGCGCAUCAGACCCGGCAUUACCAAAAUCUUCACUGGUCUUUCUAAUGCUAUAACCGUUGCUUCUGAGCCCAGCAAAAGCUUUUACGAAAAUCAUAUAGACCUUGCAGAAUAUGCUCAAGACUCUAUCGAGGCUAUGCACCCCUGGUUUCGCUGGACGGCCUGGCUAAAUUUCCGACUUCGGGAGGUUUAUUACUCCAUUGGUGUACUGGAACAAGACUCUAACGAAGAGAUCCUACAACGAACAUGCGCUGCACUUUAUCAGAAUAACCGCUACGGCACUGAGUGGUUUGUCAUUUUUGGCGCUGCUAUCUGCGGUGUCAGUGCAGGCUUAUACUGGGCUGCAGAGGGUGCCAUCAUCCUCUCAUAUCCCGAGCAUGCAAAGCGAGGCCGCUAUCUGGCGCUUUGGCUUGGUUUCAAAAAUAGCGGGCAACUCAUCGGUGGUGCCAUUAAUCUCGGUCUGAAUGCCAAUCGUUCAGAAGGUGGCAAGGUGUCUUAUGUGACUAUCCUUGUCUUUGUCUGUCUUCAAGUUCUCUCUUUUCCGGUUGCUUUUUUACUCGCACCUCCGGAUAAGACACAGCGACCUGAUGGCACGCAUAUCAUUGUAGAGGCCAAGACCCCAGCUAAGGAGCAGCUUCGGUUGCUAUGGAAAACGAUCACGACACGCCAAAUUGGACUAUUGCUGCCUAUCUUCUUUUCCAGCUGGUUCUAUUGGGGUUACGCUUCGACUUACCUCACCUUAUACUUUACUGUUCGAGCUCGAGCUUUGGCUUCGUUUUUAUCAGCUAUUACCGGCACUCUUGCAUGCAUACUAUUCGGCAUUUUCCUUGACACUAGCAAGAUCACAGUCAAGUCUCGCAUACGUUACGGGUUUAUCUUCUCCGCUGGCCUCUUUACGCUCCUUUGGAUCUGGGUGCUCAUCGUCCAGCACGGCUUCGAACAGAGGCGCCCCGACUACAUCGACUGGACGUCACCAAGAUUCGGUCGAGCAUUUGGCAUUUAUAUAAUGCUGCAGACGAGUGGAAACAUGGUGCAGAACUAUCUGUACUUCCUCAUUGGUACCAUUGGUGAUGGAACCCUGGAGCUAAGCCGAUCCACGGGCUUGUUGCGCGGUGUGGAAAGCUGGGGACAGUGUGCAGCGUUUGGCAUUAACAGCAGAAAAUUCUCGCCUUUUUAUACAACAGUUAUCAAUGUCGUUUUCUGGACGCUCAGCUUGUUUCCAGCUUUUUUAACGGUUUGGAAGGUUGAAGGUCGUGUUGAUUAUGAAAACGAGUCCUACAACCCUGCUAAUAAGAACAAUGGUUUACCCGAAAACACAAUUGAGAAAGGAGAUGGUAUUGAGAACCCUGCAAACAAGGCAUAG